This is a messenger RNA of Heteronotia binoei (common prickly gecko), 3943 nucleotides long. RefSeq names its product remodeling and spacing factor 1 (gene RSF1). The transcript is spliced from 12 exons. The record is from RefSeq and is a predicted model, not a curated record. Gene Ontology annotation, cellular component: RSF complex. The coding region runs from base 254 to 3616 and encodes 1120 amino acids. Gene Ontology annotation, biological process: regulation of DNA-templated transcription. NCBI's taxonomy places the organism in Eukaryota, Metazoa, Chordata, Lepidosauria, Squamata, Gekkonidae.
CCGAAACGAGCUGGCUGAAACUCUGGAACUCCUGAAAGCGCAGAUCGAUCCCGCGCUGCUGAAAAAGCAACAACAGGACAGCUCCUCCCGAGAGAGCCCAAGCAUCGAGGACGAAGAAGCCAAAAAGAAGGAAGAAACGCCGCCCCAAGAAAACAACGUCGUGAAAGAAAAAGAAGAGAUAAAAGAAGAACUGCCAAAGGAAUCGGCGCCGCUUCCACCUCCUGCAGCUUCCGAAGGGGAGAACGCAAUAAAAAUGGAGAAGGAGGAGAGAGAGAUCAUAAAGCUGCCAGUUAUAGUGAAGCUUGAGAAGGCCUUGGAGAACAACGGGGAAACGCACAUUACCAAAGAAGAAAGCGACUCUUUUAAAGAAAACGUGAAGCCUGUCAAAGUGGAGGCAAAAGAAAAUAAGCUGGAGCCAAAAGACUUGAAAGACACGAACAGCAACGCGGAGAAACCCGCUCACGAGUCUGAGAGGCUCGCCUUCUGUGUCAGUGUCAAAACUCCCCAGGAAGUUGUCGAGAGGACCGCGGAAGAAAGCGAGAAGCUGAAAAACGACCAGCAGGCCAAGAUCCCGCUGAAGAAACGAGAGAUCAAGCUGACCGACGAUUACGACAGCCCCCUGAAAGGCCCCUUGCGGAAAUGCAUCACCCCGACCAAGGACGUCUUGAAGGAGGAAGGGAAGCAAGAAGAGGAGACUUUCAAGAGAGUCCCUACGAUCACGGACGGGAAGUUCCUCGUGAACGGGGAGCUCAGCAGCGAGAAGAUCAUGCCAAAUAACCGGUUAGAUCAUUCCCCCGGUACCAAGGACGACUCCGCUAGCUUGCCCAAGGAGAAGAACGGCACGAGCGGGGAGAAAGUUCCGGAACCCAUUAGCACCAUCGUAAGAAUGAGCGAUGCGGAGAAAAGUAUUUUGCACACGGGGAAAGAGGCCGGCGGGAGGAUAGCCGAAGUUUCUCAGAUAGUGCCUUCGAAGGAGGAAACCGGUCUUUUAGGGAAGGAAGGCUUGACGUCAGAGGCGAUUGCAGAAGCACCUUCAAACACCGAUAGGGGUCUCAAGAAAGCCGAAGAGCCCAUUAAAGAAAAAGACGGGCUGCCGCCGCCCAAGGACCACCUUGAGAAAUCCUCAAAGACAUUUUCCGCAAAGGAGCUGGUCGGCCCGCCAGAUGAGGAGGGCUUAAAAAACAAAGAUCAGCCCAGGGAGAAACCCGACUUAACGAGAGCAGAGGCAACCCCGCCCCCUGCUCCGGCCCCCUCCUCCGAGAAGUCCGUUGCCGAAAAGGAGGACUCUGCUCCUCGAAGCCCCGAUACGAAAACUGUACGUGAGGAGCAGGAUCGUAAGCCCCAGAAAGGGCCCGAGGCUACGGGGAGAGAGGUGCCUAAAUCGGACAACUCCCAGAGCUCCACCGAAGAGUCUUCGGGGACGAAAAAAGAGCCCGCCAGGAGCAAGUGUAAAUAUAAGCUGAUCUCCGAAGAAGACGGCUCUCUGACGGACAACAGGGAGAUCACCUCCGAGAGGCAGAAAGAGGGCAUCAAGCUCACCAUCCGCAUCUCCAGCCGGAAGAAAACGGACCCUCCCCCGUCGAAGGCCGAGGAGGCGGGGAAAGAGGAGGUGGUCAGCAUCGGACGCAUCCUGAGGAGGUCUCCCCGGAUAUCGAAGCCGACUCCCAAGGUCGUGGAGACCCGAGACCAGAAGACCGAGAAAAAACGGAGCGAGGAGGAGGAGGAGAAAGAGAAACCGGCCCCGGUUCAAAAACAGGAGAAGAAAGAGGGCUCGAAAAAGCAAGAGAAGGAGGUGAAUUCGAAGGCCGGCAAGGCUGUACAGCGAAAUAAAGUCCGGUGGGCCGGGACUAGAACCCGGGGCAGGUGGAGAUACUCGAGCGGUGAUGAAAGUGAGGAGUCGGAGAGUGAAGAGAACUCCGAGGAGGAGGAGAGGGAGGGGGAGGAGGAGGAGGAGGAAGAGCCAGCGCCGGCUGAGGACGACGAGCCAUGUAAGAAGUGUGGCCUCCCCAAUCACCCGGAGCUGAUUCUCCUGUGCGACUCCUGCGACAGCGGCUACCACACGGCGUGUCUCCGGCCCCCGCUGAUGAUAAUCCCGGACGGAGAGUGGUUCUGCCCUCCUUGUCAACAUAAAUUACUCUGUGAGAAGCUAGAAGAACAGCUGCAGGACCUGGACGUUGUCUUGAAAAAGAAAGAACGAGCAGAGCGAAGAAAAGAACGCCUCGUGUACGUGGGGAUCAGUAUAGAAAACAUCAUUCCACCCCAAGAGCCAGAAAUCCCCGAAGGCCUAGAUGAAAAGAAGAAAGAUUCCAAAAAAUCAAAGGUCAAGUUGCUCGAAAGGAGGUCGACUCGGCAAAGGAAAUGCAUAAGCUAUAGGUUUGAUGAAUUUGACGAAGCAAUCGAUGAAGCAAUUGAGGACGACAUUAAGGAGGCGGACGGAGGGGGCGGCGGGCGAGGCAAAGACAUGUCCAACAUCACGGGGCAUCGCGGCAAGGAUAUUUCCACCAUCCUCGAGGAAGAAAGAAAGGAAAGCAAGCGGCCUCCCCGGGCUGCUGCUGCCCGCCGCAAGAAACGGCGGCGGCUGAACGACCUGGACAGCGACAGCAACCUGGACGAGGAGGAGAGCGAGGACGAGUUCCGGAUCAGCGAGGGGUCUCAGGACGAGUUUGUCGUCUCAGACGACAACGUGGACGAAAGCGAGGAGGAUCAGCCGUCCAAUGAUGAGAGCGACGCCGAGUUCGGGCGGCGCCGGCCCCGGCGGCACCAUUCCAGGCCCAUGAGACAAAGCCGGCGGCUGCGGAGGAAAACAGUCAGGAAACGAUACUCCGAAGAUGACGAAGAGGAGGACUCUGAGGAUAACGUAAGCGGGGACUCUGAGAGCGAAGCUUCUUCAGAAUACAGCGACGAGGAUUAUCUGGAGUCCAGGCGGAGGAGAUCUCGGCGGAACCAGAAGAGACAAGUCAACUAUAAGGAGGAUUCCGAAAGCGACGGCUCCCAGAAGAGCUUCCGAUACGGGAAGGAGCUGAGAAGAGUCCAUAAGCACAGACUCUCCAGUUCGGAUAGCGAAGAGAGCUACCUGGCCAAGGACUCUGAAGACGACAAGCCAGCCAGGGCGUCCAAGAGGCCCAUCCGGAAGCGCAGCCACAGCAUGGACAAGUACUCCGAGGACGACGGGGAUGAGGACGGGCGGCCCAUCCGGAAGCGGCUGAAUCGGAUCGAAACAGACGACGAAGACAACAGCGACGCUGACAAGCCAACGCCCCCCAGCAAGCCCUUGGCACCUCACGUGCCCCAAGACGUCCCCAAGAAGCCCUGCUACCGGAUAGAAAGCGACGAGGAUGACGACUUCGAUAACGUCGGGAAAGUUGAAAGCCCAUUGGACUACAGUCUGGUGGAUUUGCCUUCCGCCAAUGGGCAGAGCCCGGGGAAAACAAUCGAGAACUUGAUUGGCAAGCCAGGCGAGAAGAUGCCCACCCCCAAGGACAGCACAGCCAAUGCCAGCUUAGCGCCCAAUGGGACGAGCGGGGGCCAGGAGGCGGUAGGGCCGGAGGAAGACGAGGACGAACUUUUGCGAGUGACGGACCUCGUCGAUUACGUCUGUAACAGUGAACAGUUAUAAGACUUCCAUUUUUUUUGUGCUAAUUUAUUCCACGGUAGCUCAUACCAGCGGGCCAGUUAUUAAAAGGUGUUUUAUUUUUCCUAGAAAACUCUCCACUACAGUAUCACUUUUUAGCAGUCAGAAUUUCACCAGUCCUGCAGCUCCGGUCUCCCGCCCACCUGUUUUCCCGUGAAGUGGCCAGUCUUCUUUUUUGCAACUCUUUUGAAGAUAAUUACUGUAAAAUUCCCCCUCUUCCGAUUCUCUUCUUCCCCACUUCUUAAUCCAGUUCCCUCGUCCCGAGUAACUUCAUCCACGCAGAGACCUUGUAGUAAAUGAGAGAUUUGUAUA